Populus euphratica (Euphrates poplar) is the source of this 1054-nucleotide messenger RNA. Its product is annotated as UDP-galactose/UDP-glucose transporter 4-like. The coding region runs from base 248 to 1054 and encodes 268 amino acids. Gene Ontology annotation, molecular function: 3'-phosphoadenosine 5'-phosphosulfate transmembrane transporter activity. NCBI's taxonomy places the organism in Eukaryota, Viridiplantae, Streptophyta, Magnoliopsida, Malpighiales, Salicaceae. Gene Ontology annotation, biological process: 3'-phosphoadenosine 5'-phosphosulfate transport; transmembrane transport. The record is from RefSeq and is a predicted model, not a curated record. Gene Ontology annotation, cellular component: Golgi membrane; endoplasmic reticulum membrane. The transcript has 5 exons.
AGGAAAUCUCUCUCUCUCUCUCUCUCUCUCUCUACAUGUAUAUACUAUAUAUACAUAUAUAUAUUGCAAAAGCUAAGCCUUGAUCAUUCACACCACAUUACAUUUCCUUGUAGUUCUGGUAAGGUGACAUGCAAAUGUUUGUACAAUCAAGUUGAUGAACAGACUCCAUUUUCAAGCCUUUGCUUAGUUUGGUUAUAGCUUUUCUUGAGUUCAAAACGAGCGAGAAGUAACAGAGAGAAAGAUAGCAAUGAAGAAUGAAGAGCAAGAACGGACUUUGUUUGGAAUUUCUCUGACUGAUAGGCCAAGAUGGAAACAAUUCUUCAUUUGCUCUUCUGGGUUUUUCUUUGGCUAUCUUGUUAACGGCAUAUGUGAGGAAUAUGUGUACAACAGGCUUCAGUUCAGCUAUGGCUGGUACUUUACAUUUGUUCAAAGCUUUGUAUAUGUUUUCCUGAUUUAUCUCCAAGGCUUUACUCCCAAGCAAAUGGUGAAUCCAUGGAAGACUUAUGUCAAGCUCUCUGCAGUUCUCAUGGGUUCCCAUGGACUCACCAAGGGGUCUCUGGCUUUUCUUAAUUACCCUGCACAGAUCAUGUUUAAAUCCACCAAGGUUCUUCCAGUGAUGGUAAUGGGUGCAUUCAUACCGGGUCUGAGACGCAAAUACCCAGCUCAUGAAUAUGCAUCUGCGCUACUUUUAGUUGCAGGUCUGAUCAUUUUCACUUUAGCAGAUGCAAAAACUUCACCUAAUUUCAGCAUCAUUGGUGUUUUGAUGAUAUCUGGUGCCCUGAUCAUGGAUGCUUUUCUUGGUAACUUGCAAGAAGCUAUCUUUACCUUGAGUCCUGAAACAACACAGAUGGAGAUGUUGUUUUGCUCAAGUGUGGUAGGCUUGCCUUUCUUGAUCCCUCCCAUGGUUUUGACAGGAGAACUGUUCAAAGCAUGGAACUCAUGCUCGCAGGUAAUUGACAUACCAAGCAGUUUUAUUGUUUUUCCCACCUUAACGUAUAGUUCACAAUUCUUUAUCCCGACAAAAACGUACACAUGGGUUGAAACUUUUGCCUGA